Ectocarpus siliculosus is the source of this 3201-nucleotide messenger RNA. The record is from the annotation of a GenBank genome assembly. NCBI's taxonomy places the organism in Eukaryota, Phaeophyceae, Ectocarpales, Ectocarpaceae.
AUGGAUUGCGGGGCGCCCGAAACAAGCUGGGGCGGACCCACCUACGGCAUCUUGCUUUGCGUCAAAUGUGCAGGCAGGCAUCGAAGCCUCGGCACCCACCUCACAGUCAUCAAAUCGCUGGCGAUGGACCGAUGGGACGCCGGCCAGGUGAGAAGGAUGGAGCUCGGCGGCAACGGUCAGCUUCAAGCCUGGUUCACCAAGUGUCAGACGGAGAACAGCGCCUUGGAGAUGAAGUACAGGACCAAGGCGGCCACGCUGUACAGGGAGAACUUGCGUGUGGCGGCGGAUGAAGAUCUGGCUUCGGGGGGGGGGCAGGCGGCUGGAGAGCUACAGGGGGCACCUGGUUCCCGUAAGGGGCGCAUCUUCGCUGCGGCAGAGAGGGCGGCGGCGAGUAGCCUAGCCCAAGAGGAGGCCGAGGCCGAAGCCGCCGCUAAGAAGCUGCGAAAGCGCGGUAAGGGGAGUCGCGUUAGGCGGCGCGAAGCCGAGCGUGCCGGCGCGCUAAGCUCGGCGGCACAGGUGCCCGUAGCAGCUCGUCACGAUCCCCCUUCAGCGCACGCAGGGGCUGGAGCGGCGCCGGGCGGUGCGACGGCGGCGGCGACGGUUGGGUCGGGCAUGGAGGAGUACGCGAGGAGAUGCGGGAGGGAGGAGGAGUACGAGGUCGUGUUCGGUCCCGGAGGCAUGGGGUUCACUCUGAUGAAGGAUGCCGUUAGCCGGGCGCUCGUCACCCGCCUGGCACCCGGGGGCAUGGCGUUUCGGCUCGGGGUCCGCACAGGGGACUACCUUGUUGGUGUGGACGGACGGCGUCUCCAUGACUACGACCAGCUUAUGCUGCUCCUUCCCCGCACGCCGCGCCCCCUGCGCCUGCUCUUCGAGGGGGCGGGUGCGGCCUUGGCUGCCUCUCCUCCGGCUGCGCCUGGCUUCGCCUCGGCGCCGACGGCAGUUGGCGAGGCGACGGCAGCAGCGCCGGACCAGCGGGACGGCGAUAGCAGCGAGAGCCCGCCUCCACCGGCGGCGGCGGAGGAAGGCGGCGUGAGAGACGGAGAGGAGCCUCCUUGUCCCGUGGUUGGCGUCGCGUUACCGGAGGCGGUAGCAGAGCCGAGCGACCGGGCACAGGAAGACAAGCCACGACAGAAGGAGCCGGCAGUUGUAUCAGAGGAAGGACAACCCUCAGAUAAUGCGGUUAACGGCGCGGCGGUGGCGGCGGCGGCGGUGGUGGUGGAAGAAGGGGAUAUCGGAGCGGUGGCGACGGUCGAGGAGGUGGCAGUGGAAGCCCGGGCGAAACAGGAGAGUCGAGAAACACACGCCGCUGCGAACUCUUUCUCGUCACCAAGCGCGGCCGUAGAGGGGGAAGAAGCCGAACGCACGAGGGAGAGCGUCGCGCACAACGGCGGCGGGGGAGGCGGCGGCAGAGAUGACGCGGCGGCUGUUGUGUCGUCGAGCGAUCGCAAGAAGAAGAAGGGCGGGAAAUCGUCGCAGAAGGAAGACGGUGGCGUGUCCUCUGGCGGAAAAGCCGAGCAGGGCUUGGGCGAAGGGUCCAAGGUUGCCGUUCAGGACAAGAAGAAGAGCAGCAAGUGGCGAAAAGGGUUGUUGCGCCGUAGGCACGGGGACGGGUCUUGGACGGUGCGAUACAGCGGCGGCAUGGAGGAGAGGCGCGUGGCGGUCGACCGAAUGCGUCUCAGAGUCCCAGAAAGAACGUCGCCCCCUCCCGCCCCGGCUGCCGCCGCCGCCGCCACCGCCGCCGCCGUUUCUACCCAUGUUACGGCGGCAACGGGCACGUCGGGGGAACGGGUGGAGGGCCGUCGGCGAUCUCGAAAAGCGAAGAAGGGAAAAGAGGAGAAAAUUUCGCCAGCGGCGGCGGCGGGGGCGGGGACAGGUGGGGGUAGUGAAGAGAGGCGGCAUCGCAAAGGCGGUGGCGGCGAAAACGCUGCCGCUCGAGGCGGCGGUCGAAACGGCUGGGAGGCGGCCGCCUCGGCGCCGGGCGCGUGGGCGGCCGCUGACACCGCUCAGGACAGACACGAAGACUUCCGUGCCCCCGGAGAGCUCCGCGACGAUUUCUUCGCCGAUAACGACGGCAGUGGCAGCAGCAGCCGCGGCGACGAGGAAGCGGUGUCGGCGCUAGCGGGCUACGGCAGGCAAGACCCCGGUGCGGCCGACCCUCCGGCCUUCGCCGCCUCUGCUUACGCGGCGGGUGCCUAUGCGGCUCCGAGGCGAAUGGAAGGGUUCGGCGGCGGCGGCAGGGGUUGGAGGGGAGAGGGAGAGGUAGCGUCUGGCGGGGGGGGGUCGGUCGGGAAGGCAGCCCAGCAGCCGGUGAAGUCGAGGGGACAUACGGUGGUCUUCCCCGCGGGAGGUAUGGGCCUGACCCUGACCAAGGAGAUGAGCGGAGGGUGCUCCGUGACGAAGGUGGUGCCUGGGGGUGUAGCGGACUCGAGAGGCGUCGCUCUCGGACAGCGAGUGUGCGCCGUCAACGGGCAGCCCAGUGGUACGUACGAACACACGAUGGCGGUCAUCGGCGGCUCGCCGAGGCCCAUCUCGAUCACGUUCGUGAUGCCCAGCACGGGAGGAGGCAGCGGCAACGGCGGCCGUUUUUCCGGGGUCGGCGGAGGUCCACCGGUUGUGCAGCACACCUGGGCGGACGUUGGGCUAGCGGCAACGAUAGGGGCCAUGGACGCCGCAAACGCUGUCGCGGUGGAGUGGGGACUGGGAGCUAACACCCCCGGGGUCUUAGCCGGGGCGCACUCGUCGGGCGCGGGCGACAUCCCGCCCGCCCCCCAGGGCUUCCGCGUGCACCAGAAGCACAGCCUGAUGGCCAUCCCAACGGGCGUCGCCGGAGGCUUCGGCAACAGCCUCGCCAAGCACCGGACCUUCGCCGUCGACGUCUCUCCGGACAUGGCAACGAUGAGCACGAAGAAGGCCCUUUCCGACGCCCCCGGCGAGGAGGUCGGGGAGUUCGACGUGCGGUUCGGGGAGGGGGAACUGGGGAUGCGACUGGAGGAGAGGGGCUCCUUCAAGGCGUCCAGCGUGGUGGUCAAGAUCACGGAGGGUGGCCAAGCGGUGUCGUUGGGGGUCCGAGAGGGGUGCAAGGUUGUCGGCAUCAACGGGGAGAAGUACCUGUCGCACGCUCACACCGUGGCGACGCUGAAGCACGCCAGACGCCCCGUGGUCGUUCGCUUCCGUUUGCCGGACGCAUCGGGGAGACGCUGA